Eupeodes corollae is the source of this 1257-nucleotide messenger RNA. Its product is annotated as ribosome biogenesis regulatory protein homolog. Gene Ontology annotation, biological process: ribosomal large subunit biogenesis; ribosome biogenesis; endonucleolytic cleavage in ITS1 to separate SSU-rRNA from 5.8S rRNA and LSU-rRNA from tricistronic rRNA transcript (SSU-rRNA, 5.8S rRNA, LSU-rRNA). NCBI's taxonomy places the organism in Eukaryota, Metazoa, Arthropoda, Insecta, Diptera, Syrphidae. Gene Ontology annotation, cellular component: preribosome, large subunit precursor; nucleus; nucleolus. Gene Ontology annotation, molecular function: protein binding. The transcript has 4 exons. Bases 110 to 1159 code for a protein of 349 amino acids. The record is from RefSeq and is a predicted model, not a curated record.
GUGUUCCAUAUUCCAAUGCUAAAGCGAAUUUUCUCGCUUGGAAGUUGUGUGUAGAUUUUAUAAAAAUAUUUUAAAUUAAAUAAAAUAUAAAAAAGAAUUAAACACAAAAAUGGAUAUCGUAAAAGAAGUACUAGAGAAACAACAGCGUGAAUUAGACAAAUACAAAACUAUAAAUGUUGAAAAACAUUUAGAAGUUCGUUUGGAUGUAGGAAUGAUGUUGUGCUCUGAUCCAAAUGAUUUGGACGAGGAAGAAUUAAAAAAUAAUAAAGAAAACUAUUUAAAAGACCUGACAAGAGAUAACACACAGAUAUUGAUCAAUGCAAUUUGGGAACUACCUACAGAACGUGUUGAUGAAUGUAUAGUUGCCAAACUGCCGGCUCCCACAACAAUAUUGCCGCGUCUACGAAAGCCUCCCGGUCCUAAACCACUUACCAAAUGGGAGAAGUUUGCAAAGGAAAAGGGUAUCAAGAAGAAGAAGAAGGACAAGAAGGUGUUCGAUGAAGUUUUGGACAAAUGGGUGCCGACAUACGGUUUCAAGCGAGCUGAUGCAGAAAAACAAAGAGAUUGGGUUUUGGAGGUACCCAAAAAUGUCGACCCCGACUCAGACAUGUUCCAGAAAAAGAUUGAUUUGCGUAGUGAGAAGGUGGCCAAGAACGAAAUUCAGCGUAUGAAGAAUAUUGUUCGCGCGAGGAAACAAGAAGUACCCCGUUCUGGGUAUCUUGGUGCCGAAGCAGCUUCGUCCAGCCAGCUACUGACAGCCGUUACAGUAGCAAAAUCAUCUACAGCAUCAGUUGGUAAAUUCCAAAAUAAGUUACCUAAAGAGAAAGAAGCUCGUGGUAUUGGUGUCAAAGAGCUUAUUCCUGGUGCUAAGCGAAAGGCUUCACAUUUGAGUGAUGUACCUGAAAAAGAAGCUAAUUUAGACCUUAUCAAGAGUGUUCUCAAUAAAAAGCCCAAGUUCGAUAUUGAAAAAGCUAUUUCGUUGCAAAAGAACGAAGCUAGAGCUGAAAGAAACAACCAAGAAGCUGAAGAAGGUGGUAAAAGAAGCAAAAAAAGGAAAGGAGGUGGUAAGGGAAGUCGUAAAGCGGCCAAAAAACCCAAAAGCAAUCAAGGUCAAAGAGCGCCCAGCAAAAAAGCAUCGAUGGGCAAAAAGAGGCGUUAAAUAUUUUCCGAAAUACAAAUCUUGUUUUUAAUAAUUAACAUAAGUUGUAAAGAUAUAAUAAAACAUUUUCACUUAAAAAAAAAAAAAAUCAAAAAUUC